AUGAGUACCCAGCAAGAGUCAUCGGAAAAGACCGUUGCAACGACCCAGCCGGAGAUUGCAAGUCCCGGGGUUCAGUUGACCGAAUUGCUCACUAAAUUUGGGGAGAUGGCAUCUGAAAUGGCCGCCCAAAAGAAACUGAUCGAUGAGCUCCCUCAGGGUGAUCCAAACAUGCAUGUAAAUCCACCGACUUUUUUCCAAACUACCGCAGAGCCCGUUGUGCCGGAGCACGUUUUUCAAAACAAGCCAGAAAUGGGAGAGUCAUCUGCCCCGGUUGAUCUAAAGUUGCUUAAGCGAUUGGAUCGUUUCGAUGAAUUCAUCCGCAAGAGCCAAGGUUUAAGCAAGCAAGGGGUGCUGGACUACGAUGAUUUGUACCUAUUUCCAAACGUACAACUGCCGGUGGGGUUCAAGACCCCGAAGUUCAACAAAUAUGAUGGUACCAGCAACCCUAAAACGCACCUGCGCUUGUUUGCUAACAAGUUGGGCAAGCCAGUGGAUGACGAGAAUUUGCCGUUGAGAUUAUUUCCAGAAAGCUUAGAAGGGGAUGCUCUCGAUUGGUACUCCAACCUAAAGCCAGAGGAAGUGAAGACCUGGCUCGAUCUGUCCAAUGCCUUCAUUCGACAAUAUGAGUAUAACUGUGAGCUAGCGCCAACCCGGACUACUCUGGAAGGAACGAAAAGGAAGCCUUCUGAGGACCACAAGACCUAUGCUAAGAGGUGGAGAAAGAUAGCUGCUAAGGUCGAGCCACCAAUGACCGAGGAUGAAAUCAUACAAUUUGACGACUUUGUAAGAGCUGGGAAAAUUGUUAAUGUAUCUGCCCUGAAAUCGCAAGUAGAAGCUUUGCAAGGGCGAGGAAGCAGUGAAAAGAAACCACCAUUCAAAAAGAAAGAAGGAGAUACAACCUUUGUUUGGAACCACAACCUUUCACCCCGACCCCGAUGCCAACACAACCCAACCUACCAACAACCUUACCCUUACUACUAUUCAAGCCCAAACCAUGUAUAUACUACCAAUAUCCACCACCCUCGACCUCGUCCAAACUAUACUAACCCACCUUUAGCCCCUUUCCAAAUUUCCCAACCAAAUCCACCCCAAAACCGACUUUGUCCACCAUAUAACCCAAGAUUUCCUCCUCCAAAUAGACCUGUUUACAAUCAUCCUCAACCUCAUGAACCUUACAACCGACCCCCAAGCCGUACUUUUACCAAUUUAGGUAGGCCUUUAGACCAACUGUACGACCAGUUAAAGGCCUCCGGAAAAAUUGGUACAGUACCACCUCCUACCUAUCCGUAUGGCAUGCCCGCUUGGUAUAACCCGCAAGCUGUUUGCGCAUAUCAUUCAGGGGCACCUGGGCAUGCAACUUUGGAUUGUAAGGCGCUAAAGCAUAAAGUUCAGGAUAUGGUUGAGUCUGGAGAAAUCGUGAUCAGAAAGAGGGAGCCGCAAGGGCCAAACGUAAAUCAAAACCCCUUGCCAGAGCACGUUGGGGUUAUUAUGGACGAUGCGGAGUACGAGGAACAAAUUAAGAAAUUGGCAAUAGAAGCUGAAGUGUUUGGGGUCACGGACCGACCGUUUGUCAUAGAGUUGCCAUUCGAAGAAGAUAACAAGCCUUUUGUCUUAGAUCUCACGCCAGCGGAGAAUGAAGCUUUGGAACCAGUAGUCAUCGAAUUCCCGAAGCAGGAGCCCGUAUUAAGUCUGCAACAAGUGCCGUGGAAUUACGAUGAGCCUAGCAUACAGAUCGGGGAAAAUUCAACUGCAAAGAAGGAAGUGUCAGUAGUUACUAGAUCGGGGAAGACUGUAAAUCCAUUUGAGACUACUACUCCAAUUCAAGCCAAUAGUUCUGAGCCACCCCUCAAACCAACAAUUACCGAGAAAGAAGCCGUGGAUUUCCUUAAACGAUUCCAGAGAAGUGAAUACAACAUAGUGGAAAAGCUAAGCAAAUCACCUGCCCAGAUAACCAUGUUGGACCUACUUUUCUCCUCGGACGUGCAUAGGGAUGCAUUGAUCGAUGUAUUAACAAGAGCUCAAAUUCCGAGAGACAUUUCUGUUGAUAAUUUUUCAAACGUGGUGGGGAGUGUAUUAUUCAAGAAGCAAAUUGCUUUUUCUGAUGAUGAAUUGCCGACGGAGGGCAUUGGACAUAAUAAGGCGUUGUACAUAACAGUGAGGUGCAACGGAAAAAUGCUGCCUAAGGUGUUAAUCGAUAAUGGAUCCGCACUGAAUAUCUGUCCGUGGAGUACCUUAGAGAAACUAGGGUUGCAAGACAUCAAGCUGAGGCCUUCAGGGACUAUCGUUCGAGGGUUUGAUGGAGCUCAAAGGGAGCCGAUAGGAGAGGCAGAUUUAUCUGGGGCCGUGCCGUCUUCGUUGCAUCAAUUACUCAAGUUCGUGGUAAAUGACAAGCUAAUCACUAUCUUUGCUGAAGAGGACUGCCUGGUGAUCACCGAUUCUGGAGUUAAAGAGGAGGGUAGUCAAAGUGUUACCAUGUCCCCUCACAGCACAUCCGAUAUAGUCUCCGUAAGUUGGAUAACCACGGAGGAACAAACUCCCUCAAAAGCCAGUGUAAUGAUGGCCAGAGAAAUGAUUCGUGGAGGAUACAAAUUCGACAAGGGUUUGGGGCGUGAACUGCAAGGGAUCCUGAAGCCAGUGAAGAUAGUAGAAAAGAGAGAUACCUUCGGUUUGGGUUUCAGACCAACCGCCAAGGAUUUCAAGGAGAUGAAAGAGCGUAAAAGAGCAGAAAAGGAGGGCCGGCAAAGGGUUUUCGAUAUUCCACCACUGUGGUAUACUUUUCCCCGGCCAACUGAAAUAAUCACAUCAGAGGGUAAUUCAACUGAAGAAAUCGAGAAUAGUUUGUCCCAAUUGUUCGUUGGGGCAAUAUUUGAAGACAAUUUCCCGAGCGAGGCCGAAUUUCCUGACAUCCCUGAGGGGUCUAUUUCUAAUUGGACUGCCGAGUUCCUGCCUGUUCAGAAGGAGUUUCGGUAA
Molecule: messenger RNA, 2970 nt
Organism: Coffea arabica (coffee)
Lineage: Eukaryota; Viridiplantae; Streptophyta; Magnoliopsida; Gentianales; Rubiaceae
Source: RefSeq, a predicted model, not a curated record